GACUGUUGUUUGCUCUCAUCCCCAGGUGUGCUGUCCCUGCCGGCCUCCUUCAGCCCGUACAACGACGGCUCUGUGUGCAGCAAUGGACGGGCUGAUGCUUACGCCCAGCUGGAACUCCGAACUUUAGAGCAGUCUCUGUUGGCAACUUGCGUUGGAAGCAUCUCUGAACUGAGUGAUUUGGUAUCACGAGCAAUGCACCACAUGCAGUGCUUGAACACCAUCCGCCCAGGAUUGAGCCCCAUUCGACAAACCCGGCAGCAACAACCCAUCUCCUGGUCCCCUGAUGCUCUCCACACCCUCUACUACUUCCUACGCUGUCCUCAAAUGGAGUCUAUGGAGAACCCCAACCUUGACCCUCCAAGAAUGACCCUGAACAACGAACGACCCUUCAUGCUUCUGCCGCCGCUGAUGGAGUGGAUGAGAGUGGCCAUCACCUACGCUGAGCACCGGCGCAGUUUAACCGUGGACAGUGAUGAUAUCAGGCAGACAGCCAGACUGCUCUUACCUGGACUGGACUGCGAGCCCCGACAGCUAAAACCUGAAUGCUGCUUUAGUUCCUUCCGGAGACUGGAUGCUAAGGCUGCUACUGAAAAAUUCCAGCAGGAUCUGGGUUUCCGAAUGCUAAACUGUGGAAGGACAGAUCUGAUCAACCAAGCAAUCGAUGCACUGGGACCUGACGGGGUUAACACCAUGGAUGAUCAGGGUAUGACCCCACUAAUGUACGCCUGUGCUGCUGGAGAUGAAGCCAUGGUCCAGAUGCUUAUAGAUGCUGGAGCAAAUUUAGACAUACCAGUUCCCAGUACCUCUCCACGAUACCCUUCAGUCCACCCCGACAGCCGGCACUGGACCGCUCUCACCUUUGCUGUGUUACACGGACACAUCUCUGUCGUUCAGCUGCUCUUGGAUGCUGGUGCCCAUGUUGAGGGUUCUGCUGUUAACAGUGGAGAAGACAACUACGCUGAGACUCCGCUUCAGCUGGCUUCAGCAGCAGGGAACUACGAGUUGGUGAGCUUAUUGCUAAGCAGGGGCGCUGAUCCACUCCUGAGCAUGCUGGAAGUCAAUGGUAUGUCUUCAUCACUUCAUGAAGAUAUGAAUUGCUUCAGUCACUCGGCUGCACAUGGGCACAGGAAUGUUCUGCGCAAGCUCCUGACCCAGCCCCAGCAACUGAAGGGAGAUGUCCUCUCACUGGAGGAGAUUUUAGCGGAGGGAGUGGAGAGUGACACCUCCAGCCAGGGCAGCUCCAGCGAGGGGCAGGUCAGGCUCUGCAAAACCCGAAUGAAGGCUCUGCAGGAGGCCAUGUAUUACAGUGCUGAGCACGGCUACGUAGACAUCACCAUGGAGCUCAGGGCACUUGGAGUCCCGUGGAAGCUCCACGUGUGGAUCGAGUCUCUACGGACAACCUUCUACCAGUCUCGUUACUCAGUCGUACAGACCCUCUUACGGGAAUUUGUCACCAUUAAGGAAGAGGACUAUAACGAAGAGCUGGUUAAUGAAGGGUUGCAGCUCAUGUUUGAUAUCCUCAAAACCAGCAAAAAUGAUUCUAUCAAUCAGCAGCUUGCAUCCAUCUUCACCCACUGCUACGGCAGCAGUCCGAUACCCAGCAUUCCUGAAAUCCGAAAGACGCUGCCCGCUCGGCUGGAUCCUCACUUUCUAAACAAUAAAGAAAUGUCUGAUGUAACUUUCUUAGUAGAAGGAAAGCUGUUUUAUGCACACAAAGUCCUGCUGGUUACUGCAUCAAACAGGUUUAAGACGCUAAUGACCAAUAAAACGGAACACGACAGCCAUGGCAGCAAGACUGUCGAAAUCAGCGAUAUGAAAUACAAUAUUUUCAAGAUGCUGAUGCAGUAUUUGUACUAUGGAGGAACAGAAUCUAUGGAAAUUCCCACCACCGAUAUCUUAGAGCUGUUGUCAGCUGCCAGCCUGUUUCAACUGGACGGCCUCCAGAGACACUGUGAGAUCCUCUGCGCCCAGACCAUCAGCAUGGAGAACUCUGUGAACAUCUACAAAUACGCCAAGAUUCACAACGCGCCUGAACUCGCCUCUUUCUGUGAAGGCUUCUUCCUCAAACACAUGAGCUCUCUUCUCGAACAGGACUCGUUCAAACAGCUGAUCUACAGCAGGAACAGCAAAGUGCAAGGCCUGGACCCUCUGCGGGACUUGCAGACAGCCCUGGCCGGCCGCCUGCACUCCGUGUACGUCACCUCCAGGGUGUGA
Messenger RNA from Antrostomus carolinensis (chuck-will's-widow), 2214 nucleotides. It is a transcript of the gene ABTB2, whose product is annotated as ankyrin repeat and BTB domain containing 2. The record is from RefSeq and is a predicted model, not a curated record. The annotation marks the transcript as partial. Gene Ontology annotation, molecular function: protein binding. The transcript has 16 exons. Lineage: Eukaryota; Metazoa; Chordata; Aves; Caprimulgiformes; Caprimulgidae.